GUUCGUGUGCGCGUGAGUCUAGAAAGCGCCAGGAGUUGUGCGCAGAAACUGCGACGCGAGGAGAGACGAAGCAAAACAUCUGAGAGGAAAGAAGAUCAGCCGAAAAUGGCGAGCCAGUCCCAGGGUAUUCAGCAACUCCUGCAAGCGGAGAAACGUGCCGCCGAGAAAGUGUCGGAUGCGAGAAAGAGGAAGACUCGGCGCUUGCGGCAGGCCAAGGAGGAGGCCCAGGGGGAGAUCGAGCAGUACAGGAGCGAGAGAGAGAGAGAGUUCGCCCAGAAACAGCACACGGUGUUGGGGUCUCAGGGCGAUCUCUCCUCUGAUGUGGAGCAGCAGACGCAGCAGAAGAUCCAGUCCAUGACCAAGAGCUACCGCUCCAACCGGGAGAGAGUACUGCGCCACCUGCUGGCUGUCACAUGCCAGAUCAACCCCCAGAUCCACAGCAACUACCACUGCAGGGCUUAGGCCCAAAGAGAGCCUGAGAGCGCUGCUACGGGAGGAGAAAGAGAGGAGAGGAAAACAGAGGAGAGAGGGAGAGGGGGAGAAGAAGAGAGGGAAGAGAUGGG
Molecule: messenger RNA, 563 nt
Organism: Anguilla rostrata (American eel)
Lineage: Eukaryota; Metazoa; Chordata; Actinopteri; Anguilliformes; Anguillidae
Product: V-type proton ATPase subunit G 2-like
Exons: 3
Coding region: 106-462 (118 amino acids)
Biological process (GO): proton transmembrane transport
Cellular component (GO): vacuolar proton-transporting V-type ATPase complex
Molecular function (GO): proton-transporting ATPase activity, rotational mechanism
Source: RefSeq, a predicted model, not a curated record